This is a messenger RNA of Solanum verrucosum, 1742 nucleotides long. Its product is annotated as cytochrome P450 76A2-like. The record is from RefSeq and is a predicted model, not a curated record. Lineage: Eukaryota; Viridiplantae; Streptophyta; Magnoliopsida; Solanales; Solanaceae. Bases 7 to 1527 code for a protein of 506 amino acids. Gene Ontology annotation, molecular function: monooxygenase activity; oxidoreductase activity, acting on paired donors, with incorporation or reduction of molecular oxygen; heme binding. The transcript has 2 exons.
AAUAAAAUGGAAUGGGAAUGGAGCUAUCUGUUUUUCUCUGCAAUCAUCUUGUUACCAGUUUUCAUCCUAUUUUUUUCUCAGAAAAAGAGUACUAAAUGUUCUUACAAAUUACCUCCAGGACCACCUGGAUUACCAAUUUUUGGUAACAUGUUUGAACUAGGAAAAGAGCCUUACAAAAAAAUGUCAGUUCUACAACAGAAAUAUGGCCCUGUUUUGGGGUUAAAACUUGGCCCCUCAACAAACAUUAUGGUUGUUCAAACAGCUCAUGCUGCUGCAGAAUUAUUUAAGAACCAUGAUACUUCCUUCGCAGAUCGACCAAUGGUCGAUGUAAAUCAGGCACAUAAUUACUAUCAAGGGUCUCUGGCUAUAGGCCGAUAUGGCUCCUUUUGGCGAUUCCAAAGGCGGAUAUGUACUGUGGAAAUGUUUGUACACAAAAAAAUCAAUGAAACAGUACCAGUAAGGCGAAAAUGUGUGGAUAAUAUGUUAAAAUGGAUAGAAAAAGCAGUGAAUUCUGCUGAAAAAGGAAGUGGAAUUGAGGUAACGCGUUUUGUAUUCCUAGCAUCGUUUAAUAUGCUAGGGAAUUUGGUUCUAUCGAAAGACUUGGCUGAUCCAGAAUCCGAGGAGGCCUCGGAUUUCUUCAAUGCUAUGAAGGGAAUCAUGGAGUGGUCAGGUAUUGCUAAUGUUUCUGAUAUAUUUCCGUUUCUUAGAAAGUUCGAUUUACAAAAAUUGAGGAAGAAGAUGACACGAGACAUGGGGAAGGCGAUGGAGAUCAUGUCUAUGUUACUCAAAGAACGCGAGGAAGAACGAAAGAAAGGUAUGGAGAAGAGGAAAGAUUUCUUGGAUGUGUUGCUUGAAUUCGAAGGCACUGGAAAAGAUGAACCAGCUAAAUUAUCAGAACAUGAGAUCAAAGUACUAAUAGUGGAAAUGUUUUUAGCUGGUUCAGAGACGACGAGCAGCAGUGUAGAAUGGGCACUAACAGAGCUUUUGCGUCAUCCAGAAGCAAUGUCCAAAGUGAAAACAGAGAUAUCAAAAGUAGUAGGAUUAAACAACAAGUUUGAAGAAAGUGAUAUCGAAAAUCUUCCUUAUAUGCAAGCUGUAAUCAAAGAAUCACUUCGUUUACAUCCUCCUCUGCCUUUCUUGAUCCCAAGAGAGACAAUUCAAGACACUAAGUUCAUGGGGUACGACAUAUUGAAAGGCACUCAAGUCCUCGUAAAUGCCUGGGCAAUUGGAAGAGAUCCUGAAUGUUGGGACGACCCAAUGAGUUUCAAGCCUGAGAGGUUUCUUGGCUCAAAAAUAGACGUGAAGGGUCAGCAUUAUGAGCUAAUUCCAUUUGGUGCUGGACGAAGAAUGUGUGUUGGCUUGCCUUUAGGCCAUCGAAUGAUGCAUUUCACUCUCGGAUCGUUGCUUCAUGAAUUUGAAUGGGAGCUUCCUGAUGGUAUCUCUCCUACAUCUAUCAAUAUGGAUGAAAGCAUGGGAGUAACAGCAAGAAAACGCGACUCUUUGAAAGUGAUACCAAAAAAGGCUUGACUAUUUAUCUAGUUGCAUAUUAACGACAAGAGAGAGUUGCUCGAAUGAUAAACACCUCACUUCAAACCUUAUAGAGCCAACAAGGCAACAAGUAUUUGAGACUUACUAAUUAGGUAUGUUUAUAUAUUUUUCUUUGUAAUACUACUAAGUAUUUGUAGUGCUUGUACUAAAUGUAUGUUUACUAGAUCUUUGAAUAAGAUUAUAAUUUGGAGAAA